Molecule: messenger RNA, 2420 nt
Organism: Syngnathus acus (greater pipefish)
Lineage: Eukaryota; Metazoa; Chordata; Actinopteri; Syngnathiformes; Syngnathidae
Gene: ccdc149a
Product: coiled-coil domain containing 149a
Exons: 14
Coding region: 90-1631 (513 amino acids)
Source: RefSeq, a predicted model, not a curated record
GCUGGUUUGUGUGACGUAGCCGGUAAACAGGAGAGUCGUGUCAAGUCCUUCACCAUAUAGUCGUUUUCUUGAAGACAUUCGGAAGAAAAAUGCAGUCUUCCCGAAGUGAAAAUGACUGGCAUGGCCUGGUGAGCGAGUUCCUGGUUUGCAAGCGCAAGCUUGAGAGCAAAAAAGAGGCCCUGCUCAUUCUGUCCAAGGAGCUGGAUACGUGUCAGCAGGAGCGAGACCAGUACAAGCUGAUGGCCAACCAGCUUCGAGAGCGCCACCAAGGUCUCAAGAACAAGUACAAGGAGCUCAUUGAAAGAGACCCGUCUUUAGCGCCAGACAAACGCAAUCAGUUCAUGUUAGUGUGUGACAAUGCUACUACUUGGAGAGUUGGUGUGAACCUCGCCCAAUUACUGCGAGAGUCCAAGGAACGUGUGAAGCAGCUCACCGAGGAGGCCAAGGAGCUGACUCAGCGGCUACUGGAGGCUCAAGGGGAUAACAAGCUCCUGCGAAUGACUAUCACGCGACAGCGGUUGGGGGACGAUGAGGUGGGCGUGCGCCACUUCCCCGCGCACGAGCGUGAAGAUCUGGUGCGGCGGCUGGAAAGAGCCGGCCAUCAGAUGGAAGAGAUGGCGCUUAAUGCGAAGGCGCUGACGGACGAGCUCCAAGACGUGAAGGCGGAGCACGCCGUGUACCGCGACAAGGCCGAGCGACUCAACGUGGAGCUCAACCACGUGAUGGGCAACCGGGACUCGCGCAUCCUUGACGUGGACGCGCUCUGCAUGGAAAACCGGUAUUUGCACGAGCGCUUCAAACAACUGCAAGAGGAGGUGACCCUGCUCAAAUCCAACAUCAUGAAGUACAAGGCCGCGCUGGCGAGGAGGAGGAACUCCAGCGGUUACGUGAAGUCACACAACAGUCCGAUCACUGGCGUCCUCUCCGCCGAACAAGUGGAGGAGAUGCUUCUAGAGGAGCACGGCUGCAGCCUCCCGGCCACGCCUCAAUCCAUUUGCGAGCUCAAGUCCCUGGCCACGGCCCUGCUGGAGACCGUCCACGAGAAGAAUCUCGUCAUCCAGCACCAACGGCACACCAACAGAAUCCUCGGGAACAGAGUUGCCGACUUGGAAAGGAAGUUAAAGACGUUGGAGGUUGCUGGCUUUUGGAGUCUUCCAGGCCUGACCUACCGCGUAUCCGUGGGAAUUGGGAGAACGAGGAACGAGGCGCCGCCCAACGAGAACCUCCCGCCGGGGCUUCAUCCGACGCAGGCGGCGUCCCCGCAUCGCCAUCCGCCCCCAGGUAACUGCGGCAGCACCGCGCACGGCACCGAUGAAUCAUUGCGGGAGUGCCACACGGCUGCCGGCGACCUUGGCACAGAUGGCGCGACACAGCCGGCGGCGGCAACGAACGGGAUCGACGACAGAGGAGGCGACUCGGCGACCCCGACAGAAGAAGACGGACGGAGUCCCGUGGAGGAGGCGGGGAGGGAAGCCCGAGAGGAAGACGCCGAGGCGGCGGUGGAGGAGGGCGAGGAGGCAGCGGUGGCGCUGGACGCCUCGCAUGGCUGCAACUCCGAUUUGCUGGAACGCCGCCAGGAGGACAUCCGACGUCACGCUGAGCACGGUGACAUAUGUCAUCGCUCGGUGUGAAGACGUACGAAGAUUUCGAUGGGUUGAAAAACUUUUGGCAGAGCAUAAAUGGAAUAUUAAUACGUCUGAAAAUCGGCAAAAAUGUUGCGCAAUGUGAUUUUCAAAAUAAAAGUUUGCAAAUAUGGAUUCAGAUUAUCAGACAGCUUUCAUUGGCAACUCGGAGAAUAUUGACUGUUGAGAGAGGAUUUGCACAAUAUGAAGGUAAACAAGGUUGAUCUUUGAUAAUCGAUUCAUUGUCGAUUCAUGGAUUUGUUGUGAACUCUUCCAGUUGACUGCUAAUUAUGAUUUCCACCAAGACGACACACGGCGGAUAUGAAUCCCAGCCUUUCCGCAGGUGACAGCUGGCCUCUCCACGCAAAACCAUGAAGCGCUUACUCGGCGCAACUUGCUAUUUUUAAUCCCCACGCCACUAAAUAAAUUGGAGCGGCGGGCGGCGGCGUGAACUCGGCACCAGCCAGCUGAUUUGGCACGCCGCUUUCCUCCCCGAGCGAGGAGCACAACUUUCUCAAGCAGAUGGAGUGCAAACUAAUCAACAUGUAAGACGAUAGCAGCUUGCUUUUGGAUUCCUCAUCAGGAAUCUCUGCACGCCUUCAAGACAGCGAGGAGAUUUGCAAAGUUGUUUGGGUAGAAAACUGUGUUUUGCCAAGAAGAUCCUGGAGCCGUUUGCUUGCGUGACGUACAUUCCUUCAACCUAAAUUCCAACAUCGGAGCUUCGUGUGGGAUUUUCAUGGAAAUAUUGUGGUCGAGGACGGUUUUCAAAAAAGAUUGCAAUAAAUGGAAUUCAUCUGA